AGCCACACCAGGAAAGGAAACUCAGCGCGCGCUAAAUAAACCUCCGCACACGCCUUCCUGCGGUGAAAAGUUUGUACCAACAAAAAUGGCGAAAGGGAUGUACUUAGAGCAUUAUUUGGACAGCAUUGAGGGUCUUCCCUGUGAGCUGCAGAGAAACUUCUCAUUAAUGGAGGAUUUGGAUAAUAGGACCGAAGAGAAAAAAGCAGAGAUAAGUGAACUAGCUUCUGAGUAUAUUGAAAAAGUAAAAAAUCUGGCAUCUGAGGAGCGUGUCCAGCAUUUAAAGAAGAUUGACAAUGCAUACAACAAAUGCAAAGAGUUCAGCGAUGACAAGGUUCAGCUCGCAAUGCAGAUAUAUGAAAUGGUGGAUAAACACAUUCGACGCUUGGAUGCUGAGCUAGCACGCUUUGAGAAUGAUCUGCAGGAGAAACUGGACUCGGGCAGCCAGGAUAGCUCUGAUGAAAAGCAAUCCAGAAAAGAUAAGAAUAUGAAAGAUAAGAGGGGAUCUCAUGCAAGAGACAAGAAAGCAUCAGAUCAAGACUCCCCCAAGCAGAAAAAAAUUAAAAAUGGCCCCAACAUAAGUGAAUCUCUGCUCGCAAUGCACCCAUCAGAUGUCCUGGAUAUGCCUGUGGACCCUAAUGAACCCACAUACUGUUUGUGUAGUCAAGUAUCAUAUGGAGAAAUGAUUGGAUGUGACAAUUCAGAUUGUCCAAUAGAGUGGUUUCAUUUUGCUUGUGUCGGCCUAACAACCAAACCAAAGGGCAAAUGGUACUGCCCACGAUGCACCCAAGACAUGAAGAAAAAAUAGUAUAUGUUUACAAUGCACCCAGAAUCAAAUAUGUGCCGCAAAUAUACCUUGUGUCUUGUAUAACAUCUCAUUUAGUGGGAAUCAAUUGACUAUCCAUCUGUGCCUUUGCUAUGAUGAUGACCAUGAAUGUAACAGGGAAGAGUAUUACAUGUAUUAUCCAGUUGGUGGCAGCAGAGUGUUUCUUUUCAUUUGGCUAUAAAAUAAAGUUUAUUUAUGAGGGUGUGCAACUUUCAUAUUUUUUUAAUGUCUUCUCCAAAAAGUUCUUCAUAUUACUACAAGAGAUAAAGAGGUUUUCUAAAUAAAGAUUUUUUUUCCGAAA
Danio aesculapii is the source of this 1124-nucleotide messenger RNA. It is a transcript of the gene ing5b, whose product is annotated as inhibitor of growth family, member 5b. Gene Ontology annotation, biological process: positive regulation of DNA-templated transcription; positive regulation of apoptotic signaling pathway. Gene Ontology annotation, cellular component: nucleus. The transcript has 8 exons. Bases 86 to 805 code for a protein of 239 amino acids. Gene Ontology annotation, molecular function: chromatin binding. The record is from RefSeq and is a predicted model, not a curated record. Lineage: Eukaryota; Metazoa; Chordata; Actinopteri; Cypriniformes; Danionidae.